Betta splendens (Siamese fighting fish) is the source of this 2883-nucleotide messenger RNA. RefSeq names its product ST8 alpha-N-acetyl-neuraminide alpha-2,8-sialyltransferase 5 (gene st8sia5). Lineage: Eukaryota; Metazoa; Chordata; Actinopteri; Anabantiformes; Osphronemidae. The transcript has 9 exons. The record is from RefSeq and is a predicted model, not a curated record. Gene Ontology annotation, biological process: oligosaccharide metabolic process; N-glycan processing. Gene Ontology annotation, molecular function: alpha-N-acetylneuraminate alpha-2,8-sialyltransferase activity. The coding region runs from base 149 to 1489 and encodes 446 amino acids.
CCCCUUCGCCAGCGAGGCGAUGGAGAGAGCGGGGACGUGGCCUUGAGAGGUGACGGGCAAUGUCCGCUCCAGCGGGUUCCAGACGCCCGCGGUCCCGGUGCUGAAUGCGGCGGAGAGCGACACCUAAGCUGGUGUCACCGUCGGCUGGAUGCUGCGCCGAAGGAUUGGAUACUCCGACCCCUCGUCGGGUAAAGAUAUACUCAGCAAUAGGUCUCUUUGUUUCAUAUUUAUAUGCGCAUUUGGACUCGUCACACUGUUGCAACAAAUCCUUUGUGGGAAGAACUACAUUAAGAGUGCACAACAGUUUAGCCGACUCAAAGGGGACGAGACAGGAAAUUGGACCGGUCCCAUUAAUUUCUCGGAUGACGGACCCGUGCGGCAUGCCAGAAAUGGAAGGAAAAGAUGUUUCCGUCAGAAUUAUCACCCAGAUUCACAGAUCUCCGUAAUAGUCACACCCUGCCUAGCCGAUAUUAAGAAGAAAAAAAAACGCUCUCAAAGGUACCUGGAGAAUUAUCAUGGCUCCUUUGAGUUCAACUCCACUGCAUGCAAGGGGUUCAGACAGGACAUUAUGGACAUCAAAGUCUUGACAAUGGUGAAAACCUCCGAGCUGUUCGAGAGGUGGCGAAACCUGCACAUGUGUAGGUGGGAGCAGAACAAAGAGGAGGCCAGCAACUUCAAGAUGUCCCUGUCGCGCUGCUGUAACGCUCCUUCCUUUCUGUUCACCACCAAGAGGAACACUCCCGCAGGCACCAAGCUGAGGUACGAGGUGGACACCAGCGGCAUCCUUCCCAUCACCAACGAGGUCUUCAAGAUGUUCCCGGAUGAUAUGCCCUAUUCCAAGUCUCAGUACAAGAAAUGUGCUGUUAUAGGAAAUGGCGGCAUCAUCAAGAACAGCAAAUGUGGAAAGGAGAUUGACUCGGCAGAUUUUGUGUUUAGGUGCAACAUUCCACCUAUCGGUGACAAGUACUCAGCUGAUGUCGGCAUGAAAACAGAUCUGGUGACAAUAAAUCCAAGUAUUAUUACAGAGAGAUUCCAGAAGCUGGAGAAGUGGCGGCGGCCGUUUUUCAAGGUCCUGCAGAAUUACAACUCCUCCGUGGUGCUGCCGGCCUUCUACAACACCCGCAACACCGACGUCUCGUUCCGGGUCAAGUACUUGCUGGACGACUUCGACUCCCAGAGGGCCGUGUUCUUCUUCCACCCGCAGUACCUGCUCAACGUGCAGCGCUUCUGGGCGGUGCAGGGCAUCCGGGCCAAGCGGCUCAGCAGCGGCCUGAUGCUGGCGACGGCCGCCUUGGAGAUGUGCGAGGAGGUGCACCUCUACGGCUUCUGGGCGUUUCCCAUGAACCCCUCCGGCAUCUUCAUCACGCACCACUACUACGACAACGUGAAGCCGCGGCCCGGCUUCCACGCCAUGCCCAACGAGCUCUUCAACUUCAUCCACAUGCACACGCGCGGGAUCCUCCACGUGCACACGGGCCCGUGCACGUGAUCCUUUAACGUGUUUCAUCCGCGCAAGUUUACAUUUGUUUUAUGUUAGUAGAUAAGACACUGAUUCUUCCCUGUUUCAAAAAGAGUUAGCCUUCGGAGCGCUGUCUCUGUGUCCACUACCUGCUGAAGUUUGCACGCUUUAACCACCACUUGUUUAAAAUAGCCAGUGGAACAAACCAAGCUAAUUUCAUGUGAAUAGUGAUCUUCAUAGUGAUGCUGUUUCUGUGAGGUUUUCUAGUGGCUCUGCUGUACAGACGUGUGUUUUCUACUCCACAGUUUAUGCCGAAGCGGGGCCUCGGUGGGUGUCUUUGUGCCCCCUUAUCCCCUUCUUCUCUCUCUCUGUCCCGGACACUGUGGGUGCGGCAGCUUUUAAUGUUUGUGUAAAACAAAUCCUGAUAUAUAUUUAAAAAAAAAGACAAAAAAAGAUACAAUUGUACUCCCUUGUUGUUUACUUUUCUAUUUCCUGGAUUCGCUGGGUGAACAUUUUAAACCAGAAUCAGAACGGUCAGUUUUCAGUGGCCUUCUUUCUCCAACAUAAAACUCUCCCCUUAUAUUCCUGUUAAAACAAACAAACUGACGGGGAUGUUGUUGAGAUGACGUCGGUGCAACGACGCCGACUCGGCAAAUCUUUGAAGGCAGUCCAAUCUGCGAAGCAACAGAACCCUGCUGAGCGAUGUAGCCUCUCGCUAUCAUUUGUGUCUUACGCCGCGCUGCCUUACGAGACAUCAACCCCCUUAUAAAUAAUAUGCAACGCACCCAUGUGUUUUGCUGAUCUUAAAAUACAUCAACAUUAAAGUGUCAGACUCGUAGUUGGUAUCUUAAAGGUUGUAGGACUUCACGCUAUCAGAUUUAGUCCCUGUAAACAUCGUUCAUAACCAUGUAAUGCUCUGCAUGACCUUUACUCUACUAUACUUGGCUUUGUGUGUGCCUGCUUUAACGAUCUCUGAAAUAUGUUUACACUUUAGCCUCUACAGAGAUACAAACACAAAAACCUUUCACACUGCGGAGAACUGAUUCCUGGAAUUGUAUAACUGAAGAACGGAGGCGGCCGCUGCCCUUUUGUGAUGUGCAACACUCUUAUUACUGCUGUGUAAUUUGACCUUCACCUUGAAUUGUGACUGUGCACAUGCACGCGGGAUUCUUACUGUGUCCUGUCACUCGUCUGUUCACGCUCAGCUGUGCACUUGACUGGCAUUGUCAAGGACAGCGUUCUUAAUGAACACGUGUUUUUUCUUUUUUGAACGCACAAACGAUGCAAUCAUAAAUGUAAGAAAAGAAAAGAAUGGAAACUAGUCUGUGUACAGAAAGGACAUAAUAUACAAGACAGUGAUUCUUAAAUGGCAUCAUUCUUUAUACUGGAAUUGUGUUUGUAAAUAAACAGUUUGGAUUUUCCCA